This is a messenger RNA of Entrophospora candida, 288 nucleotides long. Lineage: Eukaryota; Fungi; Glomeromycota; Glomeromycetes; Entrophosporales; Entrophosporaceae. The record is from the annotation of a GenBank genome assembly.
AUGCUCAAAUCUGCAAUUAGAGGUCUGUUGAACAAUCAGGGUCACCAAGAACUUUCUAUUAACUUCAAUCUCUACGCACUUAUUCCUACAAAAUCAACGGCAGAGGUUUCUGAAUAUUUUUAUGUGGCUCCUAACCCGAAUCAAGUACAAAAAUCUCAACCAGCUGAAGAUGGCAGACUUUUCGGGGAAGCAAUUGUUGACAUUGUUGAUGUUUGUGAUGACAUUAUUGAUAUAUCUGAAGAUGUUGAAAUUAUUGAUGACAUUUCAUCUGAAUUGUUUAGAAGUUAA